GACCACUGGUUUUUCCUGUUUUACCCUCUAUGUACGGAAGUGCCGACUGUGAUGUAAACUACCGCGGCGAACCAGUUGACAUUUUGUAGUGUGUAGACGCGGUGUAAAGUGAAUCAAACUUAUGGUACAUCGCCGCUCACGACUUGCCAGCCGGCUGAGAUGCUGAUGCAGGAAAACAUGGCCGACUGCGUGGCUUUUCAGAGCAAGUUAACCUCCAUCAUGGACAUGCUAGCCAAGGCGGCAGUUGUAGAAAUAAGUAAACUGUGGGAGGACGGCUUGGCUUUCGUGCAGGUGGAGGUGCAGAGGAGGGAGAGCGAAAUUGAGGAGCUGAAGAGGAAGUUGGCGUACAUGGAAAGUGAAAACGAGCGGUUAGCAGUGGCUUCCAAAGCUCCGGGCUCGUCCCUGUCCUCCUCCUCUUCUUCCUCCUCCUCCUCCUCCUCCUCCUCCAAGACGGAGCAACACAAGAAGCUGCUGCCACCCACUGAUGACGGGUCCAUGAUGGAUCCAGGCCACAGGAUGCCUUCAGAGCAGUAUGUAAGAGAGAAGGCGGACACCCCGGUGAAUCAGUCACCACCAUCACCCGCACAGACGAAGGAGAGACAGUGUGAGCCGCACAGUAUAGCUGACAGUGGAGAUGAUGAAGAGUUAACGGUCAAACUGGAGGAAGAGGAGGAUGAGGACGAUGUCCAGAUUGUGGAGCAGUCAUUAGACACAGAGCACAGCAGUAACGCCGCGACAGAUCCAAACCAUCAACCCCCUGAUGUCAUGGAGGAAAGAGAGAGCCAGCACUGGUCGUCUGUUUCGGUCGGAGACAGUGACACCACAGAGGACUCGGACUGCUUUUUUGGACCCGAGCAGUAUUCACAAAAUCUGGACAACGAAAUCCAGCUCAUUCAGAGCGCGCUGGACAGUCUUGAUGGCAAUCCGUCAGAGAUGGGAUACAUUGAUAAGUUAAUGAGGGACAACAUGACGAGGACUCCCGUGGGGUUCAGUCAGGCGCAGACAGGACAGCCUAUGGACACGAUAAAUCACCCAGAGAGGGGGCUGACGGUCAGGCUUCCCUCAGAGAAACAGCCACACAGUGAGUGCAUGUCCUCCCGGCACCCAGAUGGCCGGUUCUCCUUUCACGCCAAUGGACACGACGCAGCUCAGAAAGCUCUGAAGGCCCGCUGCGUGAGGGAGAAGUGGUUUAUUUGCCCGUUCUGUGGCAAGAGCUUUGAUCGCGCGAGCCACCUCGAGAUGCACCAGCGAAUUCACACAGGAGAGAAACCGUACAUGUGUGAAACGUGUGGCAAGCGGUUCACUCAGAGGAGUAACCUCCGCACCCACCAGCGGACUCACAAGGAACUUCAGUUGCAUUUAUAGAAAUUUAAUUGUACUUUGUUUAUUCUUGUCAUUUCCAAUAAUGAAAAAAAUGGAAAUAUCUUUGUAGCAUCUAUGUUGAAUGAUACAGUUUUGUAAUUUGAUAUAUCACAGAAAGUGAAUGUAGCCCAACUGAUUUUGGUGUCUACACCAAAUUUUACUAAUUCACAGCCUCAACUCAAUGCAGUGUAACCCGGCUGAGCUGACCAUUGUCCUCUGUGGCUCAUAAUGACUCAAAAUAUUAUUUAAUUGUAGGUUGAUUGAAUCAAUUGAUUGAAGUAAUUGUGGAUCAGAUUUUGAAAUCCAUCUUGUAAUCCCUGCAUGGAAAAUCAGUUAAGACGGUUUGCCUGUUUAAAUGGGUACUGGGGAUAUCCAUCUUGUGUGUCACUGUUAUCAAAAGGCAGUAUUCAGUCUUGCAAUGGAAAAAUAUCUCCAUUUUAACAAGUAAUUUAGUCUCAUUCAGUCUGAAAUCUGAAAUACAUCUCGAAACAAGUUGAUUGGCAUUGGAAACAUAUGGGUUUAUCUCAUCCAGUUUGCUGAUUUUUUUUUUUUAUUAUUUAUUUGAAAAAAAAAAAAAGAAAAACAUCUUAACCCUUUAUAGGGCAAGUGACUAUUUUUGGUA
This is a messenger RNA of Myripristis murdjan (pinecone soldierfish), 1984 nucleotides long. RefSeq names its product zinc finger protein sens-like. Lineage: Eukaryota; Metazoa; Chordata; Actinopteri; Holocentriformes; Holocentridae. The record is from RefSeq and is a predicted model, not a curated record. Bases 160 to 1365 code for a protein of 401 amino acids. The transcript is spliced from 2 exons. Gene Ontology annotation, biological process: regulation of transcription by RNA polymerase II. Gene Ontology annotation, cellular component: transcription regulator complex; chromatin; PcG protein complex. Gene Ontology annotation, molecular function: DNA-binding transcription factor activity, RNA polymerase II-specific; RNA polymerase II cis-regulatory region sequence-specific DNA binding.